UGGAAGGCUUCUGCAGAGAGCACCCCCAGUGAAAGAGCUUGGCGACCUCAGCUGUAUAGGAAAUGCACAGACACGGCCUGGCUAUUCCUGUUCUUUCUCUUUUGGACUGGUUUGAUGUUCCUAAUGGGCUACUCGGCAGUGGCUGGCUCUGCAGGACGACUCCUCUUCGGCUAUGACAGCUUUGGCAAUGUGUGUGGCAGGAAGAACGCGCCGGUACAGGGCGCCCCUCUCUCGGGACAAGACAUGACCCUGAAAAAGCAUGUGUUCUUUCUGAAUGCCUGCAAUCUGGAUACCAACAAUGUUCAGCUUGGCUCCAUCGUCCUCUGUGUCACCAGCUGUCCUGAGGAGCAGCUUGACACACUGGAAGAGAUCCAGCUCUUUGCAAACAGCACUGGGUCCUUCCUGUGUGUUUAUAAUUUGGAUUCCUUCAACUAUACCCAGAAUCCAGAGGUCGACUCUUUGUGUCCCAGACUACCAGUUCCUCCAAGCAAGUCUUUCCCCUUGUUUAACCGCUGCAUCCCUCAAACACCUGAGUGCUAUUCUUCGUUUGCAUCUGUCCUGAUAAAUGACCUUGAUACUCUCCACCGAAUUCUAAGUGGAAUCAUGUCAGGAAGAGACACAAUCCUUGGUCUCUGUCUCCUUGCAUUAGCCUUGUCAUUGGCCAUGAUGAUUACCUUCCGAUUCCUCACCACCCUUCUGGUUCACAUUUUCAUCGCAUUGAUUGUUUUUGGGUUAUUGUUUGUCUGCAGUAUCCUCUGGUGGCUCUAUUACGACUACACCAAUGACCUCAGCAUCGAGCUGGACACUGAAAGGGAAAAUAUGAAGUGUUUGCUGGGCUUUGCUCUCAUAUCUACAGCCAUCACGGCAGUGCUCCUCGUCUUGAUCUUUGUCCUCAGGAAGAGAAUUAAACUGGCAGUUGAACUUUUCCAAGUCACAAAUAAAGCCAUCAGCAGCUUGCCUCUCCUCCUCUUCCAGCCACUGUGGACAUUUGCCCUCCUCAUUUUCUUCUGGGUCCUCUGGCUGACUGUUUUGCUCUGCUUGGGCACUGCAGGAGCUGCCCAGGUUAUCGAAGGCGGUCAAGUGGAUUAUCAGCCUCUCUCAGGCAUCCGCUAUAUGUGGUGGUACCACCUGCUCGGUCUCAUCUGGACCAGUGAGUUCAUCCUGGCGGGCCAGCAAUUCACUGUCGCUGGGGCAGUGGCCACUUGUUACUUCAACAGGAAUAAAAAUGACCCUCCCAAUCACCCAAUCCUUUCCUCUCUCUCCAUUCUCUGCUGCUACCAUCAAGGAACCUUAGUAAAAGGGUCCUUUUUAAUCACUGUGGUGAGGAUUCCAAGGAUCAUUCUCCUGCACAUUUACAACAUUCUGAAGAGGAAGCACAGUGCGCUGUCAAAAUACAUGUUCAGAUGCUGCUUCUGCUGUUCCUGGUGUCUUGACAAAUGUCUGUGCCAUCUCAACCAGAAUGCCUACACUGCAACUGCUAUUAAUGGGACAGAUUUUUGUACAUCAGCAAAAGAUGCACUCAAACUCUUAUCCAAGAAUUCAAGUCAUUUUGCAUCAGUUAGCUGUUUUGGAGACUUUGUUAUUUUCCUAGGAAAGGUGUUGGUGGUGUGCUUCACUGUGUUUGGAGGCCUGAUGGCGUUCAACUACCACCGCGCACUGCAGCUGUGGGCCAUCCCUCUGCUACUGGUUGCCUUUUUUGCCUAUUUAGUAGCCCACAGUUUCUUGUCUGUGUUUGAAACUGUGCUGAAUGUUCUUUUCCUGUGUUUUGCUGUUGACCUGGAAACAAAUGAUGGAUCCUCAGAAAAGCCCUACUUUAUGGACCAAGAGUUUUUGAGUUUCAUAAAAAGGAUCCAGAAAUUAAAUGACGUAAAGGCACAGUGUGACAAAGACUUGGGAAGGAAGGAUGAAGGAAUGGAGCUCCAGCCCAUAGUGAGAUAG
Messenger RNA from Sorex fumeus (smoky shrew), 1938 nucleotides. RefSeq names its product solute carrier family 44 member 3 (gene SLC44A3). The transcript has 14 exons. The record is from RefSeq and is a predicted model, not a curated record. NCBI's taxonomy places the organism in Eukaryota, Metazoa, Chordata, Mammalia, Eulipotyphla, Soricidae. The coding region runs from base 115 to 1938 and encodes 607 amino acids. Gene Ontology annotation, biological process: transmembrane transport. Gene Ontology annotation, molecular function: transmembrane transporter activity. Gene Ontology annotation, cellular component: membrane.